AUUUAAUUUUAUCGAUUUGAUUGACAGACACUAGCCAAGUACCGGUUGUCAUAACAUAAUUUUUGCAAUGUUUACCUUUUACAAUUAAGUUUUAAACACGUUUGUUCUAACAUUUGUAACAGUUUGUUCUGUGGAAUUGAUAAAUACAUAGUUUGUUAAAAGGUUUUAAUUUGGUUAUAACAAAAAUGUCUCACCGAAGAUCAAGUUUUCAGUCAAAUGAUUUAUUCCCGAGGGAAAUUGAUAUCGAAGUAUGUCUGAAAACGUUAAAGAUAUACCAGAAAAUGGAGGGAGAUGUCAACUGCGUCGUUUGGGACGCCUCUUUAGUUCUAGCAAAGUAUCUCGAGACAAUAUGUCAUCAGAGACCAGACUUCUUAAGUGGUAUGAAAGUUUUGGAGUUGGGUUCUGGAUUGGGCGUUGUUGGUCUUACAGCUGCUACCUUGGGAGCUCAGGUGACACUAACUGACUUACCAGAAGCCCUACCACUGCUCCGGCUGAACAUAAACGAAAAUAAAUCAAAAAUUAGUAGUAUGGGUGGUUAUGCAAUAGCAGAGUCCUUGGUGUGGGGUGAUACAAGUUCAGAAAUCCUUAAGGAAGAAUUCAAUAUGAUUCUUUUGGCAGACUGCGUCUACUAUGAAGAGGCUAUUGACCCACUUAUUCAGACCUUACAAUGUUUGAAUGACACAGUUACAAAGAAACCAGUUAUAUACUUGACUCAAGAAUUGAGAGAUUCAGAGAUACAGAAAAAAUUGUGGAAUGCUUUUUAUGAAAAAGUGUCUGAGAAUUUUUAUAUUGAGAAAAUACCUGAAGAUCAACAACAUGCCAACUACAGAAGCUCAGAUAUAGUUUUGUUAAAGUUAAAUAAGAAAUGAUACAUGUAUGGUUAUGAGUUUAACUAAACUGUUAAAGUAGAAGUUAUAAGUAAAAACGGUUUUCUAAGUUAAGCAAAAGUAUAGGGUAUAGGUAAUCAAGUUUAAAAUAGCUUCAAGUUAUUAGGAUGUAAAUGUUGAUCUAUGAAUUGUUAUUUCUAUUUGAUAAAGAAACCAUUGCUGCUAUUUACUAAUUCAACAAAAUUUUGAUGCAGAAAAGUAACCAACACCUAAGAAAAAUAUUUAUUAAAAACUGAUUACCAAAAGUCCAGUAGUACAAACAUGAAUUAAAUAAAUACAGUGAUGUGACUUACAAAUUUCAAAAUACAGGGUGUUAUUUUAACAAUGAAAACUAGUUUUGAUUCAAACUGACAUAGGUAUAUUGUACAAGAUGAUGAGUAUGAUGUCAAUCUUGCUUGCUGCAACUGGACAUAAAAUUUCCAAUUUUAUUAUUAGAAUGCUAUUAUGCAUUAUUUUUGCAAGAUUGUUAAAUAUCAAAUUAUUAAUUUGUUGUAGGUAUGUAGGUACUUUGUUAGUUGAAUGAAAUAAAUAUAACAAGUUACAAGUCUUUGAAUCGAAUUUAAAUAAAAUGUUUUCGAUUUGGAA
Molecule: messenger RNA, 1472 nt
Organism: Pectinophora gossypiella (pink bollworm)
Lineage: Eukaryota; Metazoa; Arthropoda; Insecta; Lepidoptera; Gelechiidae
Product: protein N-lysine methyltransferase METTL21D-like
Exons: 3
Coding region: 186-869 (227 amino acids)
Biological process (GO): peptidyl-lysine methylation
Cellular component (GO): cytoplasm; cytosol
Molecular function (GO): protein-lysine N-methyltransferase activity
Source: RefSeq, a predicted model, not a curated record